Messenger RNA from Zerene cesonia (dogface butterfly), 1141 nucleotides. Its product is annotated as DET1- and DDB1-associated protein 1. Gene Ontology annotation, biological process: positive regulation of proteasomal ubiquitin-dependent protein catabolic process. The transcript is spliced from 4 exons. Lineage: Eukaryota; Metazoa; Arthropoda; Insecta; Lepidoptera; Pieridae. Gene Ontology annotation, cellular component: Cul4-RING E3 ubiquitin ligase complex. Bases 149 to 457 code for a protein of 102 amino acids. The record is from RefSeq and is a predicted model, not a curated record.
GUCAUUGAGUUGUCAUUCUCACCUGGGUUGUUUCGAUCUGAAAGUGCUGUGAAUUUUUUUAUUUUUAGAUUGUUUUAACGUUAUAAUUGCUUUUGCAAUUCUUAAUUGACGCUAAACAUAUCUACACAAUUGACAAAAUAGGUUCAAAAUGUCGGUGAUGGAAUUCUUAAAAGACCUACCGUCCUACGACGAGCAUAACUUUACGUUAUUCAAUACGGACCACGGUAUUAGAAACUGUUCUAAGAGGCCUUCAAUAUACCUACCUACAAAAGAUAUACCUUCUGAACAAAUAAUUGUAACAGAAAAAACAAACAUAUUAUUAAGAUAUCUCCACCAGCAAUGGGAGAAAAAGAACAACAACACAUCUCCAAAGAAAAGGGAUCAAAGUAACAUUGAACAAAAUGGUGAUGAAAGGAAUCCACGCAAAAGACCACGGCUAAAUUCUCCGCUAAACUGAAACUGUUAUGGAACUAUAGUUUACUGUUUGUGUUUUUCACACACCACUCUUAAAGUGUAUGCCCAUUUUGUAUACAUAUUUUUAUAUCACAAUAUUAGGUCAAAUUAUACUUUGAUACUAGAAACACAUUGGUUUUUUGUAUUUUGGGAAACAGUGCCAUUAGUACAAAACUUGUUUUAAUGACUUUGAUUUUGUGAAGUGUUAAUAGUAUUUAAAUGUAUGGGUUGCUAAUUGUGAACAAUUACAAAAUAAUUUUAAUUCAUUCCUUGUUGUUUGUGGAGUUUAAUAGUUCUAGAGCAAGUUAUGCAACUAGAAAACCACUCGUGUUCAAUUACUGCAUCAGUAUCAACUUUUAUUCAGUGUUACUAUGCUAGUACAAUGUUUGUUCUACAGUAAACAAAAUAAUUGAAAUUGCAAAUAUUCCAAAGUUGUAAAGAAUUUAACCUCAAUUGUAAUUCCAGAUUCUGAGCUGAAAAUUGUAGUAUUUUAUUUUAAAUAGAUCAUUAAGCCUAAAUUAGUUUAGCACUAAAUAAUUUUGUCAAUUUCUUGUAACGUUAGUGUUGCUAGUUGAAUAAUUUAAGUUAAAUUUAUAAAAGGUACUGAUUUAUAUUGUAAUGCAGACUCCACAUUACCUGCUUUAUCUGUUAAUCUCACUGAUUACUGGAAUAUAUUUAAUAUAAAACA